Messenger RNA from Quercus lobata, 1011 nucleotides. RefSeq names its product transmembrane protein 87A-like. Gene Ontology annotation, biological process: transport. The record is from RefSeq and is a predicted model, not a curated record. The coding region runs from base 1 to 996 and encodes 331 amino acids. Gene Ontology annotation, cellular component: Golgi apparatus; membrane. The transcript has 2 exons. Lineage: Eukaryota; Viridiplantae; Streptophyta; Magnoliopsida; Fagales; Fagaceae.
AUGCAGCCCAAGAUCUUCACAAAAGAAUUUCAUGAGUCAAUCACCUUUCAAAGAACAGCAGAAUCUGCGGAAAAGCAGAAUGAGAUGCAACAAAGGACUGGCUUGGUUGAAGCUAUAAUUAUUAGGGUCAAAGAUAGGACAAAGAUUGGGGGUUCUUAUUUGAAUUCUGAAGCGAUUUGCUGCACACCUGAUCUUGCCAAGGAUGGAUCCUGCAAGGUAGGAGAGGUUAUCAUCCAUCAAGAACCAGAUAAGCUUGAUGGGCCAACACGAAUUCAGACCUUCUUUGAAGGAAAAAACAGAGAGACCAAAAUGGCGCUUGAAACUAUUGAGAUCAAUAGUACUGGAAUGUAUUAUCUAUAUUUCAUGUUUUGUGACCCAGAACUAGUGGGCACGUUAAUUAGCGGACGAACAGUUUGGAAGAAUCCGGAUGGUUAUCUACCUGGAAAGAUGACACCGCUGAUGACAUUUUUUGGUUUAAUGUCUUUAGCUUAUAUUGUUCUAGGUCUCCUCUGGUUCAUCCGCUUUGUACGAUAUUGGAAAAAUGUGAUACAGUUGCAUUACCACAUCACAGCUGUAAUUGGCCUAGGGAUGUGUGAAAUGGCUCUCUGGUAUUUUGAAUAUGCAAAUUUCAAUUCCACUGGAAGCAGACCAAUGGGAAUUACAGUAUGGGCAGUUAGCUUCAGUGCUAUUAAGAAGACUUUCUCCCGUCUUCUUCUUCUUGUGGUUUCAAUGGGAUAUGGUGUUGUUCGUCCAACACUUGGCAAUAUAACCUCAAAAAUACUUCUUCUUGGUGUGUCAUACUUUGUGGCUUCUGAAGCUCUUGAGCUUGUUGAACAUUUGGGGAAUAUCAAUGACUUUUCUGGAAAAACAAGACUCUUUCUUGUGCUACCUGUUGUUCUACUGGAUGCCUGCUUUAUUCUUUGGAUAUUUUCAUCAUUAUCUAAAACUUUGGAGAAGCUUCAGCUUGAGCUAGGUCAAUGGAAUAUGAUAAAUUAGAGGUCAUGAUGCAUC